CUUCACUUAAAAAUAAAUUUUUAAAAUGUCAACCUCUUCUCUACACACUGACCGAUCAAGUCUUAAGAUAUAUCAAAGAAAAGACAAAACAAAACGAAAUAACAAGCCGGCAAAAUAUUCAAAACUAAAGAACUAUCAUGAAAAAUCUACCAGAUUUUGAGAUGAUGAAUCGAUAGAAAUAGAUUACAGUGUAAUGAAAGAUUUAAUCCAAGAAGAGACACGAACAUUGCUUCAGGAAAAGCAAGAGCUGGUAAAAGAGCUAGAAAAGGCAUAUAAGACCAUUGAAUGGUAUAAAAAGGAACUUCUCAGCACAAAGCAUAAACUUAAGGACACUUUAGUGCAAUUAUCUCAGUCUCAAUUGACUUCUACAUCUGCGACUCCAGCAAGUAUAGCUAGAGAGCAUGAUGAGAAGAUUUAUUUCAAUGAUACUAAUUUAUAAAAUGUAAAGAGUCGAUCUACAAGUUUAACGAGACAACGAGUUCUUUUUCAAUGAGUGAUCAUCCUUCAGUUUAUUCAGAAAAUCUAAAUAAAUCUCCUGAGAAGUGCCUAACCUCGGAGACUGAGUCAAUUGAUACAGAGAAUAGUGUCGGAUUUGAGGAGAUGAAUUAUAACUCCAGUGGAAAUAACGUCCAGAACUUCAGCAAAUAUUCUACGAAGAAACACGUUUUUAACAAAGUUCCUAAUUUAGUUAACAACAAAGUGCAAGAUUAUCCUUUAAUUUGCCAAGAAAGUGAUGCUAUCUCAGAGAAGACACAGUCUUUGUGGUGUGAAGACAGUGCUUUCGGCAGCGAAAACUGAGAAGAGCAGAAGGACUGGGGAGAUCCAAUCCCUAGAAACUCAUCCGCUGCAAGCUUGCCAGCGAAAGAAAAGAAUAAGAAAGAUGAUAUACAGAGAUGAAGCUCAUUAGCAGCUCUCCUUGGUACAAAUAAACAACCAUCUCAGAAAGAAAGAUUUGUUUUGAACCAAUAUCUCUACGAAAUCAAAGAAGAAUCUGAUGAUAAGUUUAAGAAAUUCAUGGAAAAAUUAACCAUUCGGCAAGCUCUUAAGCAAGAAGAUGUUAUCAUCGAAGAAGAGGAAGAACAUACUAAGAAUAUCCCAAUGUCAAUGUAUUCUGCUUCUAGGUAUGAAUCAAUCCAUUCACAAGAUUCAUGUCCAAGGGUUAAUAUUCCUCACAGGACUCGGAGCAGAAAUGAGAGAGUUCCAGAAAAUUCCCAAACAGAGACGUACGAACUCUCUCAAAGAGGGACCUUUAAGGAGGAUAUAGCCAAGCCAUUCUCUAGAAAUAGGAUGGGGAGGAAAGCAAACCCGGUUUUCAGAACUUUCCAAGAGGAUUAUCUUGGACAACUUGAAUAAGUCUGCUAAUUUUCAAGGUUUC
Molecule: messenger RNA, 1375 nt
Organism: Moneuplotes crassus
Lineage: Eukaryota; Ciliophora; Spirotrichea; Euplotida; Euplotidae
Source: the annotation of a GenBank genome assembly